GAACUUGUUCCUCUCGUACCCCCACUGUGACUUGACUUCAUCCUCGCGAACGCGCUCGUAGCCCGUAUUGCCUUGUUAAUCGAUACAAAUGACGCGUUUAGGACCAUUACAGGAGCUUCCACUGGAGAAUUUCUUAUUCCCUGACGACAACGUGCGUCUUCCGCUCCGUCGACCGCACAAGCGGCCUCUUUCCCCCGGUGGCCCAUCGCCUCGCACACCUGCCAAACGACGCGUCGUCAACUUCGAUACGACCCGUUCUCCAGUCAAGAUGGACAGCCCACCCUCCGCAUCCUAUGGCGGCAGCAGGUUCGCUCCCAUGUACUUCAGUGCGUUGCUGUCGGGCCCGGACAGUCCCGCGAGGAGAUUGGACUUCAGCACGCCCAAAGCUAGCCGCCUCAGUACAGUGCUUACAGAUGAGAUGGACACCCCCAAGGCGAGCGCGUCUGUCGCAUCUUCUACGCUCGCACCUUCCCCGACUCUCCUGGAUCCGAACCAGUAUAGGGCCAAACCGUCGCUUCAAAUGACAGUCCAACGCGACAACACGGUUGACGGUUGUUCAAAUGGAUACGUAGCUGUUUUAUCGUCGCCUACGCCUCAACCUCGUGCGAUCCCUCGCCGGCUUAUUCCUCCCGACCCUCAGUCUAUACACUAUCCAGGAUUCGUUGUCUAUCAAGACCCAUACGAGGAGGCGCCGAGCUCUGCAGCAGAUCGUGGGAACGAGAAGGGAGAUGACUGCCCCACAUCUGUGGCGGCAAAGCUAGAGAAGGAGGCUGACAAAGAGAACCACGGGCCUCGAAAGAAAGCGCACAAAUCGACUGCAGUACCUGCCGUCCCUGGUGCUGCAGCGUGGGCGAAGGCUGGGUUGGUGCCUCCUGCAGUGCACCUGGAGGAACCAGGCGAGAUGGCGAAAUCGACCCUUCUCACUCCCCGUAUGAAGGGCAUCUCUCUACGCUCGGGUGGUGGAGAUGAGCCGCUCGCACCUACGCGGAGGAGUCAAAGGCUCAUUGAGCAGAAUCACACCUCCUUGCUGAAAGCUAGUGCUAGCAGGGCGUCACUCAGCAAAGAAGAGAGGAAGGCGAGGAGAAAAGCUAUGGAAAACGAAGCUGAGAACGGUGUGGAUGGUUUUAUCUUUUAACCCCAUCGCUACGUGACAUAGUCUGCCGCUACGGACUGCCCUAACAUAUCUACCGAAUCUCUGCGCCAUAUAUUCACGCUAUCUAGCCGCUAUCUAGUCUCAUACUGCUGCGGUCUAGUCCCAUACUGCUUCAUCCUAUCCGAUCACAUAGGAUUGUGCAUUGCCACUCGUUCGCUUCUGAUUUCAUCUAUCCUGUUUGCUCUCACGUACCGUAUUGCUUAAACAUGUCAUGACUAUAUCAACAAAGUACGUACGGAAGAAAUGAUAUUUUACUUGCAAACAUAUGAGCAUUCGC
Messenger RNA from Laetiporus sulphureus 93-53, 1430 nucleotides. RefSeq lists its product as uncharacterized. Lineage: Eukaryota; Fungi; Basidiomycota; Agaricomycetes; Polyporales; Laetiporaceae. The record is from RefSeq and is a predicted model, not a curated record. The transcript has a single exon. The coding region runs from base 89 to 1135 and encodes 348 amino acids.